AUGGCAUUCCGCUGGGUCAGUGACGAUGGCUUGACUCUUCCAAAUUACAGGUUGCCUGACUUGUCGUCUACACCCACAUCUGCAUUCGGAACGAUGGUCGCCAACAUUCAACUCUUGAACGAAGACGUCCUCAGCGUGAUACGUUGCGUUCCUCUCGCAACGCGACGCUGGUCGGCUCGCCUUGACAUCGCGCGCGAUGGGUGCCGUCGCCCGCCACGCGUCCUCUCUUCCCUACGAGUCGCAACGCCAUCCCGGAGCCUCGAUUUCCACGACUUCAUACUCGGGGAAGACGGAUACCGCCUUCAGUAUAUGCGUAAACUCGCGAUCCCACUCCCGCACAUCCACGACUCAGGCGACGAGUUCUCCCUGCUUGCUGCUGUCCUCGUGCGAGCGCGAAAUCUGCGUUCGCUUGACGUGGUAUAUCAUUCGGACCGCGGGGCUCUGGCGACUGAGGGUGGGCGUGCACUCUGCGAUGCCAUCGUCCUCCUCCAUGAUCUGCGCGAGUUCGCGCUGUGCGGUGUUACCGAGGACACCAUGGCGCUCUGCAAGAAGCUGGCCUGCAAGCCGAAGGUCGUCCGUUUAGAGGCUCAGGAGUGGACUGCCGAGCCGCUGCAGGACGUGGAUUAUGCCACGCUCAUCCGCAUACCCUUCCUACAGCACGCAGCGGAGGUGUUCAUGGCCUACCUCGCGCUUCUUCCCAAACCUGCCCCAGACUGGUCAGCGCUGUGGCCUAGCACACGCACCUUGCGGCUCAGAAACAUGGAUCCGCUGGCGCUCGUAAGGCUGUGCCCGAAUCUCGCGUGCCUCCACAUAGCCUUCACGCCGAUGGUGGACAAUUCGGGAUUCAUUCCGGAUGACCGACUUUUCCGCUACACCACUUCCUUCGCGCACGACGUCACCGCACGCCUACGUGUCCUGGAGGUCUUCGUCAACCACCAAUGGUCCACGCUCAAGGAGCCCCUCAUCACCACGGUGCGCGCGACACAUCCCGUGGUCUUCUCGACACAGUACUACGAGGGCGACAGAGAGUUUUGGGGGCGGCUUGCCGAGUUAUUCGAGCGUUCAGACGCGCGGCUGCGCUACCUCGAUCUGCUGAUGCAUAACACGGUCGCGCUCGCGCAUGGAUGGCUGAGUCGAGCGCAUCCGAGUCGGGUCCCCGCUCCCCGCCUGUCGCCCGAAGCCGGCCCCAGUUUCAACAGCAGAAACUGGAAGUGGGAGCCGCUGCGCGAUGCAGCUCCUAGGCUACUUGCGGAGGGGAUCCCAACCCUCCGCUACGUCGCCGUGUCGUCCAGUGGGUACAUGGCCCAGGACACCGAUGAUCCUGGAUGCUCGAGCUUCCGCGGAUCGCCGCGGUGGUGGCGAGUUGUGUCGGAUGUGAUGACCAAGACGCGCGCAGUAGAGCUGAUUGAGAUCGGUGCGGAAGAAGGGCAGAGGCUAGAUGAGUAUAUGCGCAGCGAGGCUUUCGCGGACACUUUGCAGCUUUAG
Messenger RNA from Fomitopsis serialis, 1485 nucleotides. RefSeq lists its product as uncharacterized. Lineage: Eukaryota; Fungi; Basidiomycota; Agaricomycetes; Polyporales; Fomitopsidaceae. The transcript has 4 exons. The coding region runs from base 1 to 1485 and encodes 494 amino acids. The record is from RefSeq and is a predicted model, not a curated record.